Messenger RNA from Staurois parvus, 304 nucleotides. The record is from the annotation of a GenBank genome assembly. Lineage: Eukaryota; Metazoa; Chordata; Amphibia; Anura; Ranidae.
AUGCUCAGUUUAGUGUGUAUUGUUAGAGAGGUUUUUUUUUUUGCUUGGGAAAGUGCACGUGUUCAGCACAGGGCCAAUCAGCACUGUCCAGACAGAGGUCAGGGGUUCUGCAUCCUCCUAGAGCAGAAAGAAAACUCCUCUGACAAGCUUUAACAUGUGCUCUGCUGGACACUGAUAGAAGUCACAAGGCUGCUGUAAUUGCUGAUGAGAAAAGGUAAUUAUCAGUUUAUAUUUACUAAAAUAAUAGCACUUCCAUGUUCUGUGUACUGUGGGAGACCAAAUAGAGUGAAUGCAGGGUCCUGGG